Molecule: messenger RNA, 2486 nt
Organism: Oreochromis niloticus (Nile tilapia)
Lineage: Eukaryota; Metazoa; Chordata; Actinopteri; Cichliformes; Cichlidae
Gene: sgo1
Product: shugoshin 1
Exons: 10
Coding region: 177-2153 (658 amino acids)
Biological process (GO): meiotic chromosome segregation
Cellular component (GO): nucleus; chromosome, centromeric region
Source: RefSeq, a predicted model, not a curated record
UUACCAAUCAGCAGUCGAGGCUCUCAAUUCGAACGGCAACUCUCGGAGGACGGAGGCUGCGAUAAAAAUUGAUUAUUUUGUUUCCUCAUUUUAAGCGCUAAAUGCGUUUUUUGCUCGAGUGGUAUCAUAUAAACGGAUUGUGUUGGUGAUUUAAAUAUUUAUUCCGAUCCCGAGUCAUGGUGAGAGAACGGACCCAGAAGAAGUCCUUCCAGCAAAGUCUGGAGGACAUCAAGGUGAAAAUGAAGGAGAAGAGGAACAAACGUCUGGCCAGUGCCUCAGCCCCCAGCGGAGGCCGGUCGAGGAUGAUAAACAAAACAAGUGGAAGUGCCUCCACGCACACCAUCCUGAUAGGUGUGCAGAUGAACAACAAGGCGCUGGCUGUGGCCUUGCAGGCUGAAAAAGAGAAAGUGAGGCAGGCUAAUGCAGUGAUCCUGCAGCUGAAAAGAGAGCAGCAGGCACUCUUCCUUCACCUGCUUCUGCUCAAGAGAAAGUUGAAAGAGCAGGAGGCUCUGGCAGCGAGCGCUUCAGAGACUAAACCUUCUACUGAUGCCAAGCAAAACAUGCAUUCAGUUAGGAGAAAGCGGGCCAGCCAGAAACUGGACCACAUCAUCUGUGAAUCUUCACCAGCUUGUGCAGAUCCUCAGCUCUCUAACAAGAAUGGGGAUCUUCAGUGUGAAAAACAGACGACCUUGCCAUCUACAGUAGGAGUGCGGCGUCAGCGUACAGAUAAAAACAGGAGGAGGUCUGAACGUUUGCAAGAACAGAGGAUUCUGGGUGAGGAAGGUCAGGUUGGUGGCUUUGGGUCUUGGAUCCCAAGUCCUAUUCGCAGUGACAGUGAAAAUCUCAAUCAAAUGCAAAAAUUAGAAGAACCAGAGAUGGCAGAUCCAGGUUUCACUGAGGAGUUACAGCACUCUACUCCUGAACCAGUGCCACCCAAAAAAAGCAGACAACAGGUCGCCAGGAAGCAGACCCAGCAACAGCAGCAGCUGUCCUCCAAACCAGAACAGGUUUCACGAAAACCCGAGAGAGGUCGCAAACCAGAGCGUGCCCCAUUAAAGAAACCAUGGGAGAAUACCAAACCCAGAACCAGGUCAAAGAGUCGGGACCGAUCAGCCACACGGGCCAAAACGGCACCUCCAGCACAGGGCAAUAAACUCAACACUUCACUGGGAUUUAAUGACACAUUUGACUUUGACUGUGAAGAAACCGUCCACGUCACGCCGUUCAGGGCCAAGGCUGAGGACAAUCAGCGAAUCACACCUUUGAGUGAGGAGGCUCAAGAAACAGGACAGGCCCAGGCUGAAGCUUCACCUGUGAUUUCCAAGCACAGUGAAUCCAGCUCUUCAUCUCCGUCUUCUGAAUCAGAAGACAGCCUUUAUGUUCCUCACAAGACCAGACAGAGACCAGGUUCUCCUAACAAGACCAAGGGCAUCACCACUCGUAGAGGCCGGCUCUCCAGUGCAGUCAGAAAGACGGAAAACAUCCCUCCUAAACCAGAGAUCACUGUCUUCAGAGAUGAAGAGGCAAGUCCCAAGACUACAGGCUCUGAAGAGGCAGCAGGUUGCCUCCAUCAGUCACCUGAUUUUAGCUGUUCUAACAGUCCUGACCCUGUAAAGAUGGAACAGGAUAAUUAUCAAGAGGCUCGUGGGGAGGGAAUGGAGAAUGAUUGUUUGCUUCCUGUCAGCCCUCUGAUUGAAGCUGAGAUGAUGAGAAUAGACAAUGUCCUGUCCAAUUUUGGAGAUUCCUCCGGUGAAGCUCCACUGCUUUUACCCCACCAAACUCCAAAGAGGCUCAAAUCAUGCAAGAAACGUGGGCUUGGUGUAAGGCCAGCAGGGCGGGGCUUGAGUCUAUGUGAUGUGACCAAUCUGUCCCCUGCAGCCUAUCGCAAAUUUUCCUGUGGAGGCUCGUCUGAUUCUCGAUGCUCCACCCCCGUUCCUAUCCGCAAGCGGCGCUGCACCAUGGCGGUCAACUACAAGGAGCCCUCGUUGCACGCGAAACUUCGGCGGGGAGACAAGUUCACAGACGUGCAGUUCCUCCGCUCUCCAAUUUUCAAGCAGAAGUCUGGCAGGAGGUCUGUGCAGAAACCAAGGAAUUCAAGAAGUGGGCAUCAGCCAUUUGAAAAGUACAAUGAGUCUUUUGUUGGGUGUCGCUGAAAGUUGUUGCCUGACUUUGAAGUUGGUUUUUUUUCCCCAUUACUGUCAGUGAGAUUUCUUUGUGAUAAAGAACUACUGUGAUAAUUUUUAUAUAUUUGUUUAUGUUUAUGUAUCUUUUAAGCUUUCAUUUCUGUUAUCUGUCUUUAGGUGAAUGUAGUAUUAGCCUUCUCAGAUUUGCUCAUUUUGCCAUUUGCCAAUUUUAAAUUGUUUAAAUUUUGCAUUUUAACAUUUUAAAUUGUUUAUUAUGAAUUCUUUAAGAAGUUUAUGUUUGUAAUUCUGCUUAAUUUUCUUCUACUGUAUGAUAAUAAACUUCAUAUAAGCGUUUACACAUCA